Messenger RNA from Panthera uncia (snow leopard), 2539 nucleotides. It is a transcript of the gene THOC7, whose product is annotated as THO complex subunit 7. The transcript has 8 exons. Gene Ontology annotation, biological process: mRNA processing; mRNA export from nucleus. Gene Ontology annotation, cellular component: THO complex part of transcription export complex. Lineage: Eukaryota; Metazoa; Chordata; Mammalia; Carnivora; Felidae. The coding region runs from base 1100 to 1558 and encodes 152 amino acids. The record is from RefSeq and is a predicted model, not a curated record.
AAUAUUUAUUUAUUUUUGAGAGAGUGCAAGCUGGGGAGGGGUAGAGAGAGGGGGGACAGAGGAUCCUAAUCAGGCUCUGUGCCAACGGGCUGACAAGCAGUGAACCCGAUGUGGGGCUUGAACUCGAGAAGCCACCUUAGUCACAUUUUUGAAAAAUAAAUAGUUGUGGUUGGACUCGUGUUCCAGGUGGGAACCACCUAUGCAAAAGCCCCAAAGUGUUGGAAGAACUCAAAGAUGACCAAUGCUGGCUAGAAUUUACAAAGUUGCGGUGCCCCUGGGUGGCUCAGUCUGUUGAGCUUCCAACCUCGGCUCAGGUCAUGAUCUCACAGAUUGUGAGUUUGAGCCCCGAGUUGCGCUCUGUGCGGACAGCUCAGCGCCUGGAGCCUGCUUCAGAUUCUGUGUCUCCCUCUCUCUCUCUGCCCCUCACCUGCUCACGCCCUCUCUAUUUCUCAAAAAUGAAUACUAAAAAUUAAAAAAAAAAAAAGUCAUAGCCAGAGAUUUCUAAGGGCAAUGGGAAACAAUUUAACAUUGGUGUGGUAUGAUCAGAUUUGCAUUAAAAAAAAAAAAAGCCACCACCCCACUCUACUAUGUGAAGAAUGAUGAGGGGAAGCGAGGAGUUAGGUUCUAACAUUUGUAUAGUAUUCAUCACACGUCAAGGAGUGUUCUAAUCAUUAACUCCACUUUACAGAUGAAACUGGGACACAAGGAGGUUAAGUAACUUGCCCAAGUUUGCACAGUUAGUAAGUUAUAGAGCCUGAGCUCAGAGCCAGGCAGUCUGACUGCAGAGUUUUUGUCCCUCACUACUGUGCAUCCAGUCUCUCAGCUACUGCUACACUAGUCCUAGUAAGAGAUAACAGGAGCUCAGACAAUACAGAGAAGUAGAAUAAGAUAGAAUGCCAGGACUGAUUGAGUGGAUGUAAGGGGAAGAACUGAGUAUUAAUCCAGGCGGCUGAUUUGAGUGAACGAAGUCAUACGGAAGCGCCUCCUAAUUGAUGGAGACGGCGCUGGAGAUGAUCGGAGAAUCAAUCUGCUAGUGAAAAGUUUCAUUAAAUGGUGCAACUCUGGGUCCCAGGAAGAGGGAUACAGCCAGUACCAACGUAUGCUGAGCACGCUGUCCCAAUGUGAAUUUUCAAUGGGGAAAACUUUGCUGGUAUAUGAUAUGAAUCUCAGAGAAAUGGAAAAUUAUGAAAAAAUUUACAAAGAAAUAGAAUGUAGCAUUGCAGGAGCACAUGAAAAAAUUGCUGAGUGCAAAAAGCAAAUUCUUCAAGCAAAGCGAAUACGAAAAAAUCGCCAAGAAUAUGAUGCUUUGGCAAAAGUGAUCCAGCAUCAUCCAGACAGACAUGAGACACUAAAGGAACUAGAGUCUCUGGGAAAAGAACUGGAGCAUCUUUCACAUAUUAAAGAAAGUGUGGAAGAUAAGCUGGAACUGAGACGGAAACAGUUUCACGUUCUACUUAGUACCAUCCACGAACUUCAGCAAACGCUAGAAAAUGAUGAAAAGCUCUCCGAAGUAGAAGAAGCUCAAGAAACCAGCAUGGAAACAGACUCCAAGCCAUAGACAGGCUAAUGGUUCACCAUUCCCAAGAAUACGGAAGUAACAACAUGCUCACUGUGUUUGGAACUUGUUGUACUCUUGAGAUUUAAAGUUUUGGCAGUGAACUACUUUGCUUUUAAAUGUUAAUGCCCAGUUCAUUCCGAUUUCUUUACACAAAGGAAAAAGACUUUAAUAUCGAUUUGUUUGUAUUGAAAUGCCUUUUUUAUUCUUGAAAGGUAGGAAGCAACAUCCCAAAAUGUUUCAUAGAAUGUUUUCAAGCCAGAUAGGUUUUGUGCUCAGUAGUGUUGUAGGUAGUUUUUAACUGGUAACACUGAUUGGCUUAUAAACUAAGUUGAAGGUUGUGAGAAAGCGGCAUUUCCAGGAUGUGGGUGAGAAAAUGAGUCAAUCUGGAAAUUGUUACCACUUUUGAAAAUGGAGUUCAUGAAUAGGCUUCAAGAGGGCUGCAAAUUUGUGAAAUUAUGUUCAAAAUAGGGGUAGCGUAUGCUCAUUUGGGGAGAAGUUGCAUGAUACUAACAAUCGGUGGUGUAAGAGGUAAUUAUAAGAUGAAAGUAAAUCAACAUGCAUUGCUUUCUAGAUCUCUCUCCUCAACACUUGAGCAAUGUGGUUAUAAAAUGUUUUGUUAAUAUGUUUUCUCCUACUGUUUCAUUAUGUAGGGGUCAUUUUCAGCAGAAAAAAAAAAUUGAUAAAGAAAAAGUUGUCUCAGAAAAACAGUCUGUUAAGAUGGUCUUGCGUAAAGGAUUUCAUCAUCUUAAAAAUUAAGCUAAGGCUGAAUCAUUUGUAAUUUUCUUAAGUAUGGAAUUUAAUGCUCAGUACUUGUUAGGUUCCAUCCUUACCAUUUAUUUUAGUUCAGAAACAUGACAGUUCGCAUGAAUCAUACUUUAAACAAUGUUAAAUUUUUGUAAUCUUAAGAAUUCUUAUCUUUAAAUAUGAAAGUUUAAAAUUAGCUCAGUAGUAGUCAUAUUAAAAGUGUCAUAAUACCUUUAA